UGUCCCACCUGGGCUGCGGGUCUGCUUCAGACGGAUCUUGCAGGCCUCACCAAACUAAGGCAGGGCCCGGAGCCCUCCGGCCCCCAAGGCCGGAGAGGUGAAAGCUUGGAGGGCACGACAGGCCAAGGUUGUGCUGGGCAGGGAGCUUGGGCCUGCAACUGCACCCCUGGGAGCGCUAGGGAAGGCCGGGCUGACGAACAGAUGGAAAGGGUGGCGGAUAGUUGCCUCCAUGAUUGCAUGGCUCUCCCGGCCCUUCCUCCCCUCCUCGGAGUUGGCUCCCCCGCCCGGGACGCCCCGCGCCACUCUGCGCCUUUGGCCCUGGCUCAAGGUCUUGUGAUGUGAUUAGCAAAGCCAGCGCCUUGUCCUCAGACACUCGGCCCUGCCCGGCAGGCCCCGGUGCUCAAGCCCUGUUUACUGAGCCUGGGCGGGGAAGGGGCGGAGAAACCGGCCCAGGCUCCUCCAGGCAAGACUAAUACAGCAGCCGCCCGCGUGGCCGCUCCCGCCCCCACCCCCACCGUGUCUCCACGUGCAGUCGAACUAGAGCGGCUACCUACUGGACUCAGGCCCCGAGCCGCCACCUCCCGGCCGGAGCACCGUUAGCAAACCAGCCGGGCAACACGGAUAGUUGCAAUAUUCUUGUAUUUUGCAAUUCCCGCGCCCAGUACAAAACCUAGGGUGGGAGAUAAAAGCCCAACGAGUCCGCCUAGGAGGAUCGGGCGGGGAAAAACUCGUCCAGAGCUGCAGAAUCUCGGCCACGCUGAACGUGCUGGGGCUUUCCAACACUACAGCCCCAUAGGAACAGAUAGCUUCCCGCCGCCACUCAGCAGCACCCUUCUGAGUUGAGCUAUCCACGCCGCCCAGGGCGCCCAGGCAGCCUGCCCCGCCCUAGGGCUCCCGCCCCCUCCCCCAGAGAAAAAAAUUGGCGGCGGCCAAUGGGAGGCCAGGAAAGCGACUGACGUCCGCGAGCCGGCGGGCGGCGUUGCCUGGAGACCCCGGCGGGGUCAGCGUUCUGUCCCCUCCCCCGGCGCGCCCGCCCCGCGGCUGCCGCGCUCACGAGGCUCUAUAUAGGGCGCGCGCUCGUGGGCCGCCAAGUUCCAGCAGUCCGCGAGCUGCCGUCGGCUCCGCGCGGGGGGGGCGGGCCGGGCACCCCGGGGCGCGGAGCUGCGCUCUUUGCUUCUCUCUCCUCUCCCCCCACUCCGCACUUCAGGGCACCCUCUAGCCAGUCCAAGCCGCUUCCCUCUCCCUCCUUUCUCGCCCCCCAGCAAACUUUCGGUCCCUCCCUGCCCCUCGCCCCGUUAUUCGUCGUGGCUCGAGCCCGGCCGCGCCGCCCCGAGGGCUCCUCCCGACUUCCCUGCCUGCGGCUCCGACCAUUUCGGGAUCCAGAAACAUGUCGACCACACUUCUGUCCGCCUUCUACGAUAUCGACUUCUUGUGCAAGACGGAGAAAUCCCUGGCCAACCUCAAUCUGAACAACAUGCUGGACAAGAAGGCGGUUGGGACGCCGGUGGCCGCCGCCCCCAACUCGGGCUUUGCGCCGGGCUUCCUCAGACGGCACUCAGCCAGCAACCUGCACGCGCUCGCCCACCCCGCGCCCAGCCCUGGCAGCUGCUCGCCCAAGUUCCCGGGCGCAGCUAACGGCAGCAGCUGUGGCAGUGUGGCGACUGGCGGCCCGGCCACUUACGGCACCCUCAAGGAGCCGUCGGGGGGCGGCGGCACAGCCCUACUCAACAAGGAGAACAAAUUCCGGGACCGCUCGUUCAGCGAGAAUGGCGAGCGCAGCCAACACCUUCUGCACCUGCAGCAGCAGCAGCAGAAAGGGGGCGGCGGCUCCCAGAUCAACUCCACGCGCUACAAGACCGAGCUGUGCCGGCCCUUCGAGGAAAGCGGCACGUGCAAGUAUGGAGAGAAAUGCCAGUUCGCACACGGCUUCCACGAGCUGCGCAGCUUGACGCGCCACCCGAAGUACAAGACGGAGUUGUGCCGCACCUUCCACACUAUCGGCUUCUGCCCCUACGGACCGCGCUGCCACUUCAUCCACAACGCGGAUGAACGGCGGCCCGCGCCGUCUGGGGGCGCCUCUGGGGACCUGCGCACUUUCAGCACACGCGACGCGCUGCACCUGGGCUUCACGCGGGAGCCACGGCCCAAGCUGCACCACAGCCUCAGCUUCUCGGGCUUCCCUUCAGGCCACAACCAGCCCCCGGGAGGCCUGGAGUCGCCACUGUUGCUUGACAGCCCCACGUCGCGCACGUCACCACCGCCCUCUUGCUCCUCAGCCUCCUCCUGUUCCUCCUCGGCCUCCUCCUGUUCCUCGGCCUCUGCCGCCUCCACGCCCUCGGGAGCCCCGACGUGCUGCGCCUCCGCGGCGGCAGCAGCCGCGGCGGCCGCUCUGCUCUAUGGCACAGGUGGCGCCGAGGACCUGCUGGCACCCGGCGCCCCGUGCGCGGCGUGUUCGUCUGCCUCGUGUGCUAACAACGCCUUCGCUUUCGGCCCGGAGCUGAGCAGCCUCAUCACACCGCUGGCCAUCCAGACCCACAACUUCGCCGCGGUGGCCGCCGCUGCCUACUACCGCACCCAGCAGCAGCAGGGCCUGGCGCCCCCGGCGCCGCCCAGCGCGCCCCUUCCCGCUGGUGCCGCCGCGCCGCCCUCGCCGCCCUUCAGCUUCCAGCUGCCUCGCCGCCUGUCCGAGUCGCCUGUGUUCGACGCGUCCCCCAGCCCCCCGGACUCCCUGUCGGACCGCGACAGCUACCUGAGCGGCUCCCUGAGCUCGGGCAGCCUCAGCGGCUCCGAGUCCCCAAGCCUGGACCCUGGCCGCCGCCUGCCCAUCUUCAGCCGCCUCUCCAUCUCCGACGACUGAGGCAAGGGGGCGCCAGUGAGGAGGAAGGAAGGGAAGGCCGUUCCGGGGUGCUGGAGGACGCCCUUUGCCAUCACGCCCCUGCUGGGGGGCACAGGGGUGGGGGAUAACUUAGGCCCUUGGCAAACUGAAGACCCAAACACUUGGACUCUGUGCUGGGAGGGGCCCCCCACCCCUCCUUUUUCGGUUUGUCUUUUUUUUAUUAUUAUUAUUUUUAUUAUUACGAAGUUUCAUUCUUGUUGAGCAAAAAAGAAAGCCAACGAACUUUUUGUGUUGAUGAACAAAAUAUUCACAACAGGGCAGUUGUGAUGCGAAUAGAACAAAAUACCAAACACUUAAAACUUUUUUAAAGGUCUCAGAUGAGUUUGGGACUUCAGGAAAAAAUCAACCCAGCACCAGCAGCUACCAACCACCAUUCCAACUCUUCACUUGAAAAGCAUUAGUUACAGUCCAGAUGUGGGAACUCUUAUCUUGAAAGAAGUUCCUAAUUGUUUGUCUGUGACCAGCUAAAACAAACGAGCCAACCACCUUGCUAAACCUAUAAGCUUUUAGAAUCCAUUAUUUCUGCCAAGAAUAUGCCUUGAUAGUAGUUCUCAGCCCCAUAGGGUUGGUUUUUGUUUGUUUUUUUGUUUUUUAACAAAGUUAUAUAUGUCUGGGGGGGGAACCCUUGCAUUCCAAAGUUUCAUACUGGUUACUGGUUUCAUUGCCAUCACUUUGUGGAUGUUUAGUUUAAAACCCUUUGUCUGCUCUCUCUGGAAUCCUUGAGCAGAGCUUAGUUUGUAAUUGUUGGGGAAUAACUGCUGAAUUUUUAGCUGUUUUGAGUUGAUUCGCACCACUGCACCACAACUCAAUAUGAAAACUAUUUAACUUAUUUAUUAUCUUGUGAAAAGUAUACAUUGAAAAUUGUUCAUACUGUAUUUAUCAAGUAUGAUGAAAAGCAAUAGAUAUAUAUUCUUUUAUUAUGUUAAAUUAUGAUUGCCAUUAUUAAUCGGCAAAAUGUGGAGUGUAUGUUCUUUUCACAGUAAUAUAUGCCUUUUGUAACUUCACUUGGUUAUUUUAUUGUAAAUGAGUAAAAAAUUCUUAAUUUAAGAGAUUGUAUGUAAUAUUUAUUUCAUUAAUUUCUUUCCUUGUUUACGUAAAUUUUGAAAGAUUGCAUGGUUUCUUUACAGAAAUCUAUCUUGAUGCUGUGGAAGUAGUUUGAAGAACAUCUUAUGAGUUUUCUUAGAAUGUAUAAUGGUUGUAGCCCAUCCAACUUUAAAGGAAAAAAUGACCACAUACUUUGCAAUCAGGUUUAAAUGUGGCAUACUUUUCUAAUUCCAACGUUAUAAACUAGCAAAGAACAUUUGCUUAUUCCACCAGUUCUACUGUGACAUACUCUUGAGUAUACAGACAUGUAGCAAUAAUGGGGGGGUUAGUCUCACAGUGCCUUUGGAAGGGCCCAAACUUGCCUUAAAUCUUCCUCAACCAAAUAAGUAUUUUAUUAGUGCUUGAGAGAAUUUGAAUGUAGGAUGGGUUCAACUGCACAAAAGGAAAAGAAUUUUACCACUUUUUUUAUAUAGAUAUAAAGUGAAGAGGCCACCUCUUAGCGCUGAAAUGGUAUGUAGUAAGUACCUGAAUAUGCCUUGUUUAAUUACAGAAAAUUCC
Molecule: messenger RNA, 4498 nt
Organism: Nycticebus coucang (slow loris)
Lineage: Eukaryota; Metazoa; Chordata; Mammalia; Primates; Lorisidae
Gene: ZFP36L2
Product: ZFP36 ring finger protein like 2
Exons: 2
Coding region: 1388-2857 (489 amino acids)
Molecular function (GO): metal ion binding; mRNA binding
Source: RefSeq, a predicted model, not a curated record